GGAACAGCUGCUGUGGAUUUUUUCUGGUGAGAGUGGGACUGGUUUCCGUUCCUUUACCCCUGAGCAAAUCCUUUGGGAGACUGGAAAAGAAGCUCUGGGUACUGCCAAAUAGUCCACUAGGUGUGUGACAAUGAGUGCGAGGCUACUUGUGUGAGAGAGAAAGAGACCUGGAGUAUUCGCAAAAGGAAACUUUCCUUGGAUUUUUACCUCUGUGGCGUCAGCUCUGACAGAAGAAAUUUAAGUAUUGUUCUCCUUUAACUGAAGCAAUUCAUGACCUGGAUGGAAUAAAAGAUGAGACCAGAUGACAUCAACCCGAGGACUGGACUGGUGGUAGCCUUGGUCAGUGUCUUCCUUGUUUUUGGCUUCAUGUUCACUGUUUCUGGGAUGAAAGGGGAGACCCUAGGGAACAUACCCCUCCUUGCCAUAGGACCUGCGAUUUGUUUGCCGGGGAUAGCUGCUAUUGCUCUGGCCCGGAAAACAGAGGGCUGCACAAAAUGGCCUGAGAAUGAACUCCUCUGGUGCCGAAAACUCCCCUGCUUUAAAAAAUCAAAGGACAAGGAAGUUAUUGAACUGUUGAGGACCCCAUCUGACUUGGAGUCAGGAAAGGGGAGUUCUGACGAGUUGGUCAAAAAGACAUACCUCAGAGGCACUACCUCCCCAAAGGGAGAGGUGCCUGUAGCCAGUUCUAUCACUACUACCAUUGCUACAGAAGAGGAAUCCAAAACUCUGGUCCAAAAGGAGGAUCAGGAUGAGGCUUCCAGAUACCUGGAAGGGCACUGUCCUUCAGGUACCUUCUCAGCAUCAGGGAGCACCCCCAAAUACAGUGCCUUGGAACCAAAGCGCUCCACUUGGGACAGAUCUGACUGCCCAGAACCUGAAGACAGUAUUUUCUUUGUACCACAAGACAGUAUCAUCGUUUGUUCCUACAAGACCAGUCCCUAUGACAGAUACUGUUGUUACAUCAAUUCAAGCCAAAUCCAUUGGGAACAUGAGACAGUAGUUUAAAUGCUGCACAAAACCAUAUCUAUGUUUAUACACACAUGGCGAAUUUCAGCUAUUAAAGGAAAAGAAACUACACUGCAUGAAGUCUUCAAAAUGUUAGAAAUUGGCCUGGUAUGUGAUGGAUAUUCAGACCUCCUGUGCCUGAAGCCCUGUGAAUGAGCAUGUUUGAGGGUUGGGGAAUUAUUUUAGUGAGAAAUGGUGAGGUCUAUGAGGGACAUAUCUAGAGGAUGUGAGAAGGUGACCAAGGAAAUCAGAAUUCAGAUUCCUUAUCUGUUAAAUGAUGUUGAAUGUCUUACAAAAUAGACCAAAAGUACUAUGUGGUAUCAGGAGCCAGCUAUGUAUAAAAAGUAACAAAUGAUGUAUGAGAAUAUAUGCUUUCAAUAAGAGAAUUUCUUCAUUUCUGAAGAAUUUUAAAAGACCAAAUUUGUGCUCAAUUGCAUUAGAUAAUUGGGUGGGAGUUAGUUAAAAAGCUAUUUAUACUUAUUUAGCUUCCCAAUCAAGAAAAUAGCUAUAUUCCUCCUUAGAUGUUCCCUGGAAGUCCAAAGAUAACUUUAAAAAGCUGAAUUUUAUUCCAGUUUUUUGAUCUUCUAGCAAUCACCAUUCAGGGAACUGCAUGUGUUAGCUAAAAUAAAAUGUCCACUGUUUUGUGAAAAACUCAUAUUUUUAGAAUGUUAUGUCAAUUCUUAAUCUGAUUAUUUAAUGAUUUUAUUUGAAGUGUUUUCAAUAUAUAAUUAUCUUACAUAUGUAAUUUCCUCAUAAAGUAAAACAUGACAUGGAUGAAAGAAUUAUAGAGAUUCAAAUUAGUUUCAAUAAAUCAAAAUUAAUUUUUACAAUACAUGCAAAUACCAUUGAAAAUAUGGUUAUAAUUUUCCUGGGAAUUAUUAUUUUCAUAUGCCGCUUCCCAAAGACUUUAUGUAUACACACAAACAUAUAAGCACACAGUAAUUGCUGCAGCUAUGAACAAUGUGCCAAAUUUGCAUGAAACAUAUUGAUUAACUAUCUGGAAGCCUAGUGUUAGCAUGCAUGUUCACACAGACCCUAGAUAGUCCAGUGUCAUCAGGGUUAAUGGCAUAGAAAACUUUCUGAUGAAUAAAGAUUUAAUGAUCUCUUAGCACUUCAUAAAAAGGUCAAUUUUAUUUAGCCCAGAUCUCACUAUUUCUAAGAAAGCAAAAAACAAACAAACAAAAAUCAACCAUAGUGGAAAUUUUACAAAUAUUUUCCAUUUUAUCUUUUCAGUGCCAAUUACAUAAGAGAGUAAGGGCAAGCAGCCCAAGUGAACAUACAUGUCUGUUUAAUUGAAAGCUGAGAUUAAUAUGGAGCAAUGGUGAUGUGUUUCAUUCUGGGGGCAAAGAGGAUCUCAUAAACUUCAGACAAUGAUCAUUAAAACAUUUCUCACAGGUGUUUCUAGCCAUUCGCCCUAAAAAUACAUGGGAGAAAAGAGAAACUGGAUGAUAAUAAGUUGGGGGCUAUUUCUUUCAGGUACAUUAGACCUAAUGGCAUAUCCCUUACAUAAGGGCUAGAAAAGUUACUAGCAUUUAGAUUUUAAAAUUUUACAAAAUCACACUCGUCAGAUCUAUUUCAGACAUAUUUAUUCUUUUUUUCUGUGCAUAAGUGACUUAUCCUAUUGACUUUGAGCAAGUCACUUGACUUCUGAACCUCAAUUUCUCAUCUGAAAAAUGAGAGGGUUGGACUACAUCUGAUCCUGUCAAAAGAUACUUUGUAUACUUGUAUACUUCAAAGAAAUGAUUUAUAAUGAAAUGCAUGCCAAAGAUAAAGAAAUUUGUAUAAAUAACUGUGAGACUGAGUUUGCUAUUGCUAAAAAUGAUUUUGUACACGUAUGUGGAAGUAAAAUUUUUCAUAUUACUGACUGUAACUUUAUAACCAAAACUUAUCGAUGUCAGGGAGAAAACUAAGAUUUUAGUUUGAGGAAUUAGAUUAGGGAAGAAGCAUUUCAUAAAUAAAUAUGUAGCUCAACAUAAUGUAGCAUAUGGAAAUGAGCUAAGCACAAAAUAAAUUUACAGACAGAAUAAAUGAAAAUCUUUUAUUGACAUCAUUAUAUCUAUUUUUCCUAGUACUGUAUUAAUUAACACAUGAGGACUAUGGUAAUGGUGUUAAGUGGUGGUCGAGGUGGUAAUGGUAGAGAUAGUAAACCAUAUCUGCAUACUUGCUGAACGUGAAAAUCACUGGUUUAACCUCUGGGAAAAGUCUAAUGUGGUCAAACCUGUAGUAGAUGUUUAGAGUAUUUAGAAGUGAGUACGCAAACCCAAAAGUGAUUGUAUAUUGCUGCUCCUUCAAUAUUAUUUAUUCAUUUGGUCUAAGAAAGAGGCUCAUUUAAUGCUAGUCAUAACAGGGCUGAAAUAACCAGCUUGUUUCACAUAUUCUGGCUCUUCCCUUAAUACAUCAUCUCCUCUUCUACCACAAAACUUCCAGUUUAAAAAUUGGGCUUGACUUGAGGGCUACUAUUUUAAUAGUUGAAAGUCUUAUAUCACAUUAUCAAUUUUCAGAAUCACUAAAUUCCCCAUAAUCCUUUCUCUUUAAUACUGUGAUGAAAAAUCUUUGAGCUAAAACAGUAAUUUAGUUCUAAAUUAUAAAAAGAUAUACUUUUUCUUCAAAUAAUAUAAAAUGAGAAUGUAAAUAUAUGUGAUUUUUUUUUAAGGAUCUAGACUACACUUCCCUCCUUACACUAUGAAACAAUGCAGCCUGAUGCACAAAAUCAGCAAUUUCAAGUGCUACAGUCUAUUAUGACUUGCAUACUUUCUUCACAAUGUUUCCCUAAUUCUCAAAACUUAAACCAAAAAAUAUAGAAAGAAGCAUGAAAUCCUCAAAUAAAAAACUGUGCUCUAAUUUCAAGCCAUAAUUCAAAUGAACUGGUCAUUUUGGCGUAAAGAGUAAUGAAACAUUAACAUUACCCAGCUGGCAUUGAAGAAAUAGCCUUGCAGAACAAGUAGAAGAAGAAUAGUUACUUUGUCAUUUAUUCAGUAAUAUUAUUUCAAUUUGAUCUUUGAAUAAAUUUUUACUUGUGCUGUUAACUUUUUUCUUUCUGUAUCUUCCUACUUUUUUUUUACAUACUUGUAAAAAUUCCUCACAUCAAACUAUUCUUGGCUGCCCAGCAAUUUCAAAGCUGUUGCAUAUUUGGGAAGUUGUUUCAGUCUAUCUCAUGCUACAAUCUUCAUUUUGAGGAAUUUUUUUAGAUUUUUUUUUGUGAUCACCACCUGUGAUUUCAUUGGUGAAAGAAAGUUUCUAAUGAAGUAAUUUCCUCUAUAAUAUAUAGAUGGAUUAGCAACUGUUCUUUGAUGCCUGGCUUCAGACAGUUGCUAAGAAGUUAAAUGAUUUGUCCAGAAUUGCACAUCAUUAUGUGUUGGAGGCAGGAUUUGAACUAGAUCAUUCUGAGUCCAAGGCCAAUUCUCUAAUCUCUAUGGCAGGGAUUCAUAAUAAAUUAUGAUUUAUUAUCACAAUACUGAAUCAAUUGCACAACCCCAUAUGGGGUUGUGACCCACAGUUUAAGAAGCUUUAUUCUAUGGGGAUGGUAUCAAAUUCAAAUAGAAACUGGGCCACUUAAAGAAUGUAAGGAUCCCUGUAGGACACCUACUGACACAGAAAAUCAUAUACCAUCAUUAGCUAUGCCCUAUUGUAGUCUUAUUUAUUUUAUUAAAUUUUGACAAUUAUAUGCCAUAUGAUUCAGGUGGUACUCGGCAGCAGGUAGUAUGUCUGCUUCUUCUGUUCUUCUGCUCUACUGUUCUACUGUCUAUGGCUACCUCUCAAUGUUAUAAUUUUCCUAUAGCCUCCAGGUUCAAAUAUAAAUGCUAUGUUAGGUAUACCAAGUCUUUAGAACCUAAUUCAUUUCUACCUUUCCAGUCUUCUUAUACCUUACUCCCCAUCAUGGAUUCUUUGAACCAGUGACAUAGGCCUUCUAGUUCUUCCACAGACAAGAACCUCAAUCUCUCAGCUUUGGCAUUCUCUCUGGACAUACUCCCAGUUGCUUGCACAUUGUCUUCCCCAUUAGAUUAAAAACUCCUUGAGGACUGGGAAUGUCUUUUGCCCUUUUUAAAAAUUUCUAGCAGUUGAUAUAGUGCCUAGUAUACAGCAGGCAUUUAAAGAUUGAUUCAUAAUAAACCAAAUGUAAAUAAAUUUAAGGGUAGAGGAAUAGGAUGAAGACUAAAAGUAAGAAAGGAAAUUUUGGAAUCUUCAUAAUCUUUCUCCCUCUCUCCCUCCUCCUCCUCCUCC
This is a messenger RNA of Antechinus flavipes (yellow-footed antechinus), 5226 nucleotides long. RefSeq names its product transmembrane protein 215 (gene TMEM215). The coding region runs from base 292 to 1005 and encodes 237 amino acids. The record is from RefSeq and is a predicted model, not a curated record. NCBI's taxonomy places the organism in Eukaryota, Metazoa, Chordata, Mammalia, Dasyuromorphia, Dasyuridae. The transcript has a single exon.